CUUCCUUCCUUUGCUCCCCCAAUUCCAAUUCCACCCCGGGGGGCUUCCAUUUCUUCCUCCUCGCCUCCUCUCCUGCCGGCAGCCUGCUAGGGUUCAGGGUUUUGCGGCCACCAUGCACCACCACCUGUCGCGCCUCCUCAGGCGCCGCCUCCUCCACCCCGCCGCCUCCGCACCCUCCGCCGCUGCCUUCUCCACGUCCUCCAAGAAAACCUACGCGCGCCGGGCCAAGCCGCCGCCACCGGAGCCCGCAAGCGCCGGGGACGAUGUGCCGGCCGCCUCUCCCGUAGCGGAAGCGGCGGCCGCGGAGGCGGAGGCGAAGGCCGCGUGGCAGAGGGAGAAGCUCCCGGGCGAGCUCCCGCGGCCGCCCACCAUCCCGUUCCAGCCCAAAGUGGCCAACACCGUGCGCCUCGUCGGCACCGUCGGCGCCCCGGUGCACUUGCAGCGCACGGCCGACGGCCGCUUCUCCGCGGUCUCCGUGCUCGUGCAGGACCGCCGCCUCGACUUCCCCAGAUUCUGGGUUCCCAUAGUUUUCAAAGACGACUUGGCACAAAUAGCUGCUUCCCACUUGAAAGAAAAUGAUCUUGUCUAUGUGUCUGGGCAAUUAACUUGUGAUGUUCCACCUCUCAAGCUUGAUGAUGGCCAAGCAAACAUUCAGGUUUUAGCACACUUACUGUCAUUUGUUGAUAGUAAAGUUGUUGAAACGGAUGUCGUAAUCGAUGAGGAAGAAGGAUUUACGGAAGUCGUCGAGGCUGAAAAGAAAGUUGAAGAAAAAAGAGUCAGCUCUAAAUAUCCACCGGGCAAAGUUUCAGGUUACAAAAGCAAGUGGGAUAAGUUCAAUAAGCUGUGGAAUGAUGUUAUAACUAGACCACAAGAUUGGACUGAUAACCGGCCACAAAAGAAGAAUGGAUCUAUAAGUGCAAAAUAUCCUGAUUUUAAGAACGAGGUUUCAAAAGAGGCACUCUGGCUCGACAGUGCACCAACCGCAGUGCUUCAAAAGCUGGAUGAUUUGGUCUUCAGUAGUGGUUAUGCUGCAAGCAAAGAAGAUAAACCUUACAGUACCGGUACAAAUUGGUCGAAAUUUAGGAAGAGCCCAGAUGCUUCUGCUGUGUCAAAACUAAAACCUGGAGAGGAGGAGUUGUGGCGAGACCUCCUGGACAAUCCAGCGAAUUGGUGGGACAACAGAGCAGACAAGCCCACACCAAAAUAUCCUGAUUUCAAGCACAAGGACUCGGGCAAAGCUCUGUGGAUAGGAACCAAGUCACCUCAAUGGGCUAUCGAUGCCCUUCCACCCUUGAAAUUUAAGGGAGGCAGCAUGGGUGCAAGAAAGCAAGAGACCUUGCUGUCAUGAAUCAUGAUGGAUAUAAGAGCUUGGCCUAAGUGUAAGCCCUUAUCUGUGCUAUAUGCACAUCUCCAUUACUAAAUAUUGGGGCUGUCUUUGCGUAAAGGCGUGUGGAAAUUAUCUUAUAAUUAUACAUACUAACACCUGAUUCGGGUAGAGUACUAAACAAAAUUCAGGUUGAGCCAUUUCGUGUCAGGAUCAGGAUGUAAAUAGUUUCCAAAUUGAUGCUAAUGCGUAUUGUCACAUCCUGUCGGCGUAAUUCAUAUACCUUUGAAGCCCC
Panicum virgatum (switchgrass) is the source of this 1619-nucleotide messenger RNA. Its product is annotated as protein OSB4, chloroplastic-like. Lineage: Eukaryota; Viridiplantae; Streptophyta; Magnoliopsida; Poales; Poaceae. Bases 113 to 1348 code for a protein of 411 amino acids. Gene Ontology annotation, cellular component: mitochondrial nucleoid. The transcript is spliced from 8 exons. The record is from RefSeq and is a predicted model, not a curated record. Gene Ontology annotation, biological process: positive regulation of helicase activity; mitochondrial DNA replication. Gene Ontology annotation, molecular function: single-stranded DNA binding.